Messenger RNA from Tyto alba (common barn owl), 1639 nucleotides. It is a transcript of the gene CTLA4, whose product is annotated as cytotoxic T-lymphocyte associated protein 4. The transcript is spliced from 4 exons. Gene Ontology annotation, biological process: negative regulation of regulatory T cell differentiation; B cell receptor signaling pathway; T cell receptor signaling pathway. Bases 128 to 745 code for a protein of 205 amino acids. The record is from RefSeq and is a predicted model, not a curated record. Gene Ontology annotation, cellular component: external side of plasma membrane; membrane. NCBI's taxonomy places the organism in Eukaryota, Metazoa, Chordata, Aves, Strigiformes, Tytonidae.
AAACAUUUCGAAGAUUCAGUAUCCUGAAAGGUGUUGCCUUUUUUCCAGUCCUGAGAGUUCCAGUUUGUCUUAAAGUCUGGAGGCAUCAGCCACCUUCAGCCCCUUCAGCAUCUGUCCCAGCGCAGGAAUGCUCUCAAUAUUGGUCACCGUGGGCUUUCUCUGCACAGCCACUGCCAUUGCCGAAGUAAUGGAAGUGACUCAGCCAGCAAUGGUGCUGGCCAACAGGCAAGGAGUCGCCAGCUUGGUGUGUAAAUAUAAGCACAUUGGGAAUGCAAAGGAAAUUCGAGUGACGCUGCUUAAACAGACAGGUGACCGAUUCACUGAAAUUUGUGCUUCAACCUACACAAUGGAGUUUAAAAUGUUCAGUGUGGAAGAGGUCAUUCAGUGCCAUGUUAGCCCUAGCCGAAACAAUGUGACCCUCACCCUCACUGGCCUGCAAGCUAAUGAUACCGGUCUUUAUGUCUGCAAGAUGGAGCGGAUGUACCCUCCACCCUAUUUUAUGAACAAGGGAAAUGGGACGCAACUCUAUGUCAUCGAUCCAGAACCUUGUCCAGACACCUUCAUAUAUCUCUGGGUAUUAGGAGCUACUGCCUUGGGAUUUUUUCUUUACAGUAUCAUCACCUCAGCCAUUCUCGUGAGCAAAGCGAUAAAAAGAAGACGAUGUCUCACUACUGGGGUCUAUGUGAAAAUGCCUUCUGAAAAGCUAGAGAAAAAAGUGAUUCCAUUCCACAUCACUGUUAACUGAAACAAGGAAAGAGAGAAACCAUUUCCUAGCUGGGAUGGAGAGUCUGCUAAUUCACUUAAGUUAAAGAAAUAAAAUUAGUUGUCUUAUUACAAAGGCAUACAGGAAGGAGCGAGAACAUUCUUUGUAACUUCUAUAGUUUGGAGGAGAAUAAAUAGUUCAUGCAUUAAUAUUUCAAGGUUAACCCUGUCACGUAAAAAUGGCUACAUUAAGCCAUUGAUUCUUUGAGUUGUAUUGUACCAAUAUGUAGUCAAUAUAUAUAUACAUAUACAUAUACAUAUAUAUAUGUAUAGCAUUAAGAGCUAUUGCUGUUGCAACUGAGCAUCUUACUGUCAAAUUUCACCGUGUCUACCGAUCAACUGAAAUCCAAACACUAUUAUGACAGAGGUUUGUGUGUCAUUGCAAAGCUAAUCCUAUAGGUCUGGGGGGCAGAGGCAAAAGAGCACACUAAUGUACAAAGAAAUGUUGACUUGUUUCCCUGCAUUGCUAUUUAUUGGUUCCAUUUCUGGCAUUAGUGCUCUGCGCUUCCACAGAGGCAUCACUGUAGGCUGGCACUGAUGACACUGCUGCUCUAAAAGCCUGAUCUCAGCUCCUUUCACUGGCAUUGUGUCCCAGCAGUGCUGUGCUGGAGUUAACGUUGAUGGUAUCUGAACCAGUGCUGACAGCUCGGUUGGAGAAAAAGGCUGCCCAGCUGGGGCCCUCUCAGGCUGUUCCUGGGAGGAUGUUCCAGCUCUGCUGGGGCCUUGCGUUUUACAAAUGCUAAAUUAGCAUCUAUCCAAAAGGCAGAAGUUUGUUGCUGUGUUUAACUGAGUCUAUUUUCCAUGAAAAUACAGACAGUGUAUAAUCUUGUUUAUUAGUUAUGUACCACUCAAUAAAAACCUUGAAGCUUUGCCCAAA